This is a messenger RNA of Tigriopus californicus, 907 nucleotides long. RefSeq names its product thrombospondin-1-like. Lineage: Eukaryota; Metazoa; Arthropoda; Copepoda; Harpacticoida; Harpacticidae. Gene Ontology annotation, molecular function: protein binding. The transcript is spliced from 2 exons. The record is from RefSeq and is a predicted model, not a curated record. Gene Ontology annotation, biological process: proteolysis. Gene Ontology annotation, cellular component: extracellular region. The coding region runs from base 22 to 876 and encodes 284 amino acids.
UUUUCGACACAGAAGUUCGACAUGCUCAAAAAAGCAAGGCUAUUCUUUAUUUUGACAGCAGUCUUUUUUGAGCUAUGUCAAGGAAGACGGUUCACAAGGUUUGUUAUUGGAUCUGGAUGUGGAACAACAAGGGAGAUCACGAACCAUGUGGUCAGUUCUCAUCCAAAUUCCAUUCCCAACACUCCCUGUUCAAUAGUCAGUGAGGAAGUGCAAGAGUUUCAAACUAAAUCUGUGGUCCUUCUCGCUUCAUCUCAGGAAUCUUCAAUACCCCAAGGGAAAGCACAAGAAAUCAAUGGUGGAUGGAGCGUUUGGUCCGAGUGGAGUACCUGCUCAAAUGAAAUCCUGAUCCAGGAGAGAACCAGAACUUGCACCAAUCCACCCCCCUCUGCCACUCAUCUGGAUUGCGUUGGAGAUGCUGAGGAGUCAACAUCAUGUCAAGCGCAAUCUUCUGCUCCGUCAUAUCACAACACUGACCAAGGUUACAGCGGGAAUUCAAUCAGCGAACAAAGCGCUACGGAUGCCCGUCGAUGUCACAUUGUGUGUCAAAAUAGCAAUCAAGGCUGCAUUGCUUGGACAUGGAAAGCGAACGGAAUGUGUUUCCAUUACACUGAUCCUGGUCAACUGGUAUCCGAACUUGGUUCAACCAGUGGCCUGGGAGUGUCAGGGUGUCUGCAGAAAGAUGAACAACUUUUGGGUGACAAUCUGAACUUUGUGCGUGAUAUUGAUCUAGCCGAAGAAUGUCAAGAUAUUUGCCUUGGGGACAAUAAUUGUUUCUUUUUCACUCAUGACACCAGAAGCCGUAUUUGCAACUUAAAGGCUGAACACUCAGGCAUUGAAACUGUUCAAUUUUUUGUGUCUGGACCAAAACAGUGCUAACUUUUUGAAAAUUAAACGCACCAAAUCUCAA